Molecule: messenger RNA, 1986 nt
Organism: Metarhizium acridum CQMa 102
Lineage: Eukaryota; Fungi; Ascomycota; Sordariomycetes; Hypocreales; Clavicipitaceae
Cellular component (GO): extracellular region
Source: RefSeq, a predicted model, not a curated record
AUGAAGUUCGUUGCUGUUGCCUGUCUGGCUACCAGCGUUGCGGCCGGUGUCGUCGACCCUUCUGCCGCGGUCGUUGAACGCGAUAUCAAUGCCAUCACAGACGUCAUGACCGAAGUUGGCCACGGGCUCGACAAUCUCGAUGCUCAAGUCAAGGGAUUUACAACCGACCCUAAACCGGUCGAGGAUGCUGCAGCCGCCGUUAUUCAGACACUGCAGAGAGGGAAGACUACGGUCGAUGCUCAGCCCGAUCUGACAUUGGGUGACGCUCUCGGCCUUCAGGACCCCGUCAAGACUCUGCAGGUCAAGGGCGAGACCCUGCUCGCUGAUCUCAAGGCAAAGAAGAAUGUAAUUGAGAAUGGGAACUAUUGUGCUCUCGUCCGCAAGCAGACCAUCAAUAUCAACACCUACUCCAACGCACUCAUUGACGCCACGGUCUCCAAGGUUCCCGCUAUUGGGCAGGGCAUUGCCAAAAACAUCGCUGCCGGUCUCGUUAAGGUGUUGCAGGAAUCUCAGAACGAGUUCAAUGAGAAGAACUGCAUUGAUAAGAGGCCACCGCCUCAAGCGACCACUAAGGGCCAAACCACCGAGACUACGACCAAAAAGCCGCACAUGACGACUUCUGAAGAGCCUUGCACCGAGACCGAGACUACCACCCAAGGUCAUCAUACUACGGACAAGCCUCAUCACAGUACUACCUCUGAAGAGCCUUGCACCGAGACCGAAACCACCGAGAAGCCUCACACCACGAGCAAGCACCAUCACACUACCACUUCCGAGGAACCCUGCACUGAAACUGAGACGUCAACUCAGGGCCACCACACUAGUACCAAGCAUCAUCACACUACCACGGAGUCUUGCGUAGAGACUGAAAGUACGACCGCUGCUAGAGGUACCACCACUAGCUCUGGUGCUGGCAUUACUUCUACUCCUUCUACAAAGACUGAAAACACGACGGCUCCCGGAAGCACAUCUACAAACUCUGGUUCAGCUUCUGUUUCCACUCCUUCCACCAAGACGGCAACUACGACAGCUUCUGGGGGCACUACAACGUCACCCGCCAUGACCAUCAGCACCGCGUACACUACCAAAACUUACACAAUCUCGGAAUGCCCUCCCACCGUGACUAACUGCCCCGUUGGUCACACUACUACGGAGGUCAUCCCGGUGUACACCACAGUAUGCCCUGUUACAGAGACUGUUCAGACCCCUAAGCCUACAACUUUCAAGGCUCCUAUUAUGACCACUAGCACGGUGUAUACCACCAAGACUUACACUAUUUCCGAAUGCCCUCCCACCGUGAUCAACUGCCCUGUCGGUCACACUACCACCGAGGUCAUCCCCGUGUAUACCACUGUUUGCCCUGUUGAGGAAACCCAAACACACACGGUUGUGCCUACCAAGCCUACUGGCGGCCAGAACCCCCCUCCUCCUCCUCCCCAAGAAACUACAUUCGUGACGGUUCCUGGUAAGGCUCAGCCCACUGGAGGCAACGGUGGAAACCCGCAACCUACCAGCGGUAACGGCGAGAACCCUCAGCCAACCGGCGGCAAUGGAGGCAAACCCCAGCCCACUGGUGGUAACGGUGAGAGCCCUCAGCCUACGGGAGGCAACAGUCAAAACACUCAGCCAACCGGCGGUAAUGGAGGCAAACCUCAGCCCACUGGUGGUAACGGAGGCAAUCCCCAGCCUACUGGCGGUAACAGCGAGACCCCUCAGCCCACUGGUGGUAACGGAGGCAAUCCCCAGCCUACUGGCGGUAACAGCGAGACCCCUCAACCCACCGGUGGCAAUGGAAGCAACCCUCAGCCAACUGGUGGUAACGGGGGCAAUCCCCAGCCUACUGGUGGUAAUGUAGGCAACCCUCAGCCUUCCGGAGGCAGCGGCGGAAACCCUCAACCUAGCAACACCCCCGUCACCGCUGGUGCCGCUUUUGUUGGUCCUGCCACUGCGUUUGCCCUUGCAGUUGCCGCCCUGGUUGUUGUGUAA